UACUCUUCUGACGCCAUCGCCAUUGACGCUGUGACGCAGAAAUUUGUGUGUAAAAAUCGAGCUGAAGCUGGGCUAAUUUCGUUGUUUCUGCAAGUGGUUAAUUAUAGAAAAGAGUGCAUCAAAAGUUGCACGGACACAGGGUCCCCAAAGUUGAUGCCCCGAGCAGCGAGUAAACAAACGCUGCCAAUGCGCGACAUGGCCGACCUGGACGCAGUGAAUCUUGGGCUGGACGAGAACGAGGCGGAUAUUGCCGAGGAGCUGCAGGACUUUGAGUUCAACACACGCAGCGAGGCCUCCGAAUCGAAUGGCGGGGAGUCCUCCGACGACUCGGAGCCGAGCAUCAGUUCGGUCAGCACGGCCACCUCCUCGCUGGUGGGCAGCGGCAAGCGCAAGACCAAGACCAAGGUCAAGGAGGCAGCCCCAGCCCCACCUGUGGCCGAGAAGAAGGAGAAGCCCACCCCAAAGAAGACGAAGCGAGAGGCCACCCCCGAGGAUCUGAAUGGGGGCAAAAAGAAGAAGCGCACGGGCAGUGAGUCCGCGAAGAAGUCCAGUCUGUCGGUGAGUCAGUCGUCUAGUGAGCAGCCGGUGGAGAAGGCCAAGGCCAAGUCUCCGCCCGCCGAGGAGCGGGAGCCGCUGACGAAAAAGUCCGUGCGCAGCAAGAAGACCCCGAAUCCCAACGAUUCGGGCAACAAGAGCGAGGCGAGCGAUGCAGAGGAUGAGAAGCCAGCCGUGCCGGCCCUCGAGUCGGACAGCGAGUCCUCUGACUCGGAUUCGGGCACACAGCACAAGCGGAACGGCGGCGGUGGGGCGCGUGGCAAAGCCAGCACAGCGGCCAGCAGCUCAAAGAACUCCACGCCCGAGAAGGAUGGCAGUGGCUCACAGUCGCAGAAGGGCUACGACUACAUGACAAAGCUCAACUACCUGUUCCGGGACACGCGCUUCUUUCUGAUCAAGUCGAACAACCUCGAUAAUGUGCAGCUGUCGAAGGGCAAGAGCGUCUGGGCCACGCUGCCGCAGAACGAUGCCAAUCUGAAUCAGGCCUUCAAGGAGGCCCGCAAUGUCCUGCUCAUCUUCUCCGUCAACGAGAGCGGUAAAUUUGCAGGAUUCGCCAGGAUGGCGGCUCCCUCCAGACGCGAUAUUCCCCAGGUUGCCUGGGUGCUGCCGCCGAGCAUCUCCCCGAAGGCACUCGGCGGCGUCAUUGAGCUGGACUGGAUAUGCCGCAAGGAGCUGUCCUUCAAUGCCACACUGCACUUGCACAACACAUGGAACGAGGGUAAGCCCGUGAAGAUUGGACGCGAUGGCCAGGAGAUUGAGCCCAAGAUCGGUGGCGAGCUGUGCCGCCUCUUUCCCGAGGACGAGCAGAUUGAGUUGACGCCGAUUCUGAAGAAAUCAAAGGAAACCGCACGAGUGAUGAGGGAGAAGGGCAUGCACGUGAUCUACAAGCCCCCCCGGAGUCUCUCCUCCCGCGGCCACGGUGGCAGUGGGAGGGGGGGAUCGGGCUCGGGCUCUGGCCACAAUCAUCUCGGACCCAUGCGCCACAAGAGGAGCUACCAUGGACAACAGCAUCAGCAGCACCGGCCGUACCACCGACAUCCCCAUCACGGCAUGGGCGGCAUGCAGCAAGGCGGCGGCUUCAAGCGCGGAGGAUCACCCUAUCGCCAAAUGGGCGGAGCCAGUGGCGGUGGAGCCCAAGGCGGACCACCCGAGAUGUCGAUGCCCUCGUGGGAGCGGUACAUGUCGUCGGCCGCAGCUGCCGAGGCAUACGUCGCGGACUAUAUGCGGAACAUGCACGGCCAGCUGCCUCCGCUGCCCUUCGUGCCACCAUUCGCACAGAUGCCACUGCCCGGAACAGCAGGAGCUGCCGGCGCCAUGCCCCAGGGGGCUACGCCCGCCAUGUACGAGCAGCUGCCACCGCCGGUGCGAUAUUACGAUGGCCCUGGAGCACCACCGCUGCCAGAUUACCCGCCCCCGCAGCGACCACCGCCGCCAGGAUUCGACAAGGCGCCCAGCUACGAGGAGUUUGCCGCCUGGAAGAACGCCGGCCUGCCCACGGUGCCGCCACCAGGGUUCCCCGUCUAUGGCGGCAGUGCUGCCAAUGGUGGGAGCAAUGGGGCGGCGUUGGGAGCGCCCGUACCAGGCGUGGGUGGAGCUGCCGGUGGCGUGGGAGGAGGACCGGGAUAUCGCAAUCGGGACAACAAUGGUGCCGCGGGUGGCGGUCGUCGUCGGGAGUACGGGAAUCGCAGUGGAUCCUCGCGAGACUCGCGUUCGUUUCGUGGUGAUCGCGGCGGCGGUGGCCAGCGGAGCUAUCGGGACAACAGGCGCUAGAUUUGAUCGACCGGACCGGAAAAAGUGAACGAAUUAUGUGUGCUCGCGUGUGUGAAAUGAGAAAUAUUGAUAAUUGUAGGGCGAUGCGAUCGUUUAAAAGAUAUAAAAUGAUAAAAAUGAUAAUUCCUAGACCUAAACUAUAUAAUCGAACAUAUAGCUAUCGACGGCUAUCGAGCGAGAGGCGGCAGCGUUAUCGGCUAUCGAUACACCGCCACUCCAGCAACAACAACAACAAACAACUCUCUUUCUCUCUUUCUGCAUCUCUCUGUCUCGCCGCCCACCCACUACCCGCCCUUACCCCUCCUGACCCGUCAUUUGAUUUACAAAACAAAACAAAAACAAAUCUUAUGCAUAAGCAAAUUUCAACAAGAAACCAACACCUAAAUUCUAAUUAAAAAUAUUUUAAACCACAAAAAAAAAAAUACAAAAUGAAAGAGAGAAAUUGUGAACUUUAUUUGUACGAAAAACGAUGAAGAGAAGAAUAUAUGGAGACGAGAGAGAGACUUUUAAACGAAAGAGACGCCAAAGAGACUAAACAACAACAGAGCCAACAACAAACAACCACAAGAACGUACCGUUAUAUAUGUAUAUUCAAAUCGAAGCAGUGAUGUGUGUGUAUAUGUGUUUUUCCAAUGCCCCCCACCCCCACCAAGCCCAAUCGACCAGCCGUCCAACUCCUGCAUCCCGCAUCCUUGUGCUUCGCCCCCACCCCCGUCCCGUCCAAAAGGCAAAGCCAAACUACAAAGCAACAAAAAAAAGCAACAACCGAAACGAGAGUUUGGACAGAAAAGAGCGGAAGUUCCGUUCCGUUCGAGGAGCGAAUCAAAGACUGUUUUUUACAAGAGUUUUUUAUCUAUUAUCCAUCCAAUCGAUCAAUGCAAUCCAAUCCAAUCUUUCUUAUAUCUUAUGGGUAUAGCCACCACUAAUGCAACAAAAUAUUAACAAUUUACAUACAUACAUAUAUUGUACAUGUCUUUCAGAGACAGAGAGGACCCAAAAGCAAAACCCGCAUCCGACACACAUCCGAACGAAAAACGUAUUGUAUGUCUGGUGGCCAGACCACCAGCACCACCCCCCCCAUCCAUAAUCUACUCUCUGAGAUCGAACGAUCAUCAUCGCUCGCUCAUCUUCUUCCACCGUCCACCG
Molecule: messenger RNA, 3471 nt
Organism: Drosophila obscura
Lineage: Eukaryota; Metazoa; Arthropoda; Insecta; Diptera; Drosophilidae
Gene: Ythdc1
Product: YTH domain-containing protein 1
Exons: 3
Coding region: 154-2325 (723 amino acids)
Biological process (GO): mRNA splicing, via spliceosome; regulation of alternative mRNA splicing, via spliceosome
Cellular component (GO): nucleoplasm
Molecular function (GO): mRNA binding; N6-methyladenosine-containing RNA reader activity
Source: RefSeq, a predicted model, not a curated record